AUGGUUAAGGCUAAGAGGAGGCCUGUUUUUGCUGAUUAUGGCAGCGAAAGUGAUGAUGAUAAUGAUGGCAAGGGAUUCAAGAGGUAUAUUGAGAAAAAAUCUGCCAAGCUGCAAAAGCAAAGAGCCGGCAAUAAGGAACCAGAAUUUGAUAUAGAGAACCUUGAUCCAGAGGAGAGACAAGGUUUCGUACGACAAGAAGCAAAAUCAAUUUAUAUAAAUGAUUUACUUAAAUCGAAGGAGCAACGAAAUUUAGAUAAACUGCACAUUGAGUCGGAGAAGAACCGACUGCAGAAUGAAAUCAAUAAGCCAUUAAAUGGUAAUACGGAUACUUUUAUAACCCAAUGUUAUCAAGACAGAAAAAAAGAAUAUGAGCUGGCCGCAGAGGUCGCAGAGAGUGAGUUGAAGGAUCAGAAAAACUCAAUCAACAAUAAUGGCCUUUUAGGGAAUGCCGCUCAAGGUGUUGCCUUACGUCUACUUUUGGCUGACGAAAAGGGAACGAAUAGAGAGAAUAGUGCUAAGUCAUCAAACGUUGACCCAUUGAGGGACUCCCAUUCGCGCGAAAGAUCAGUAAAGUAUGGUAACGACGUUUUUACGGCAGACGGCUAUACCACGAAGUCGAGAAAUGGAUCGGAAACCAGCAGGACUGUAGACGUGUUGAACUGGGGCCCGAUUGUAGGAGAAGAGCUAAUAAGCGUAUUUCUGCAGCCAACUAAAACAUCACAAGAGCUACAGGCGCAUUUAGAGCAGUAUAAGAUGCGCCACAGUGAUAAAUCAUCAUAA
Molecule: messenger RNA, 780 nt
Organism: Zygotorulaspora mrakii
Lineage: Eukaryota; Fungi; Ascomycota; Saccharomycetes; Saccharomycetales; Saccharomycetaceae
Exons: 1
Coding region: 1-780 (259 amino acids)
Biological process (GO): regulation of alternative mRNA splicing, via spliceosome
Source: RefSeq, a predicted model, not a curated record